Melanotaenia boesemani (Boeseman's rainbowfish) is the source of this 2392-nucleotide messenger RNA. RefSeq names its product myeloid-associated differentiation marker homolog. The record is from RefSeq and is a predicted model, not a curated record. Gene Ontology annotation, cellular component: membrane. The transcript has 2 exons. Bases 129 to 974 code for a protein of 281 amino acids. Lineage: Eukaryota; Metazoa; Chordata; Actinopteri; Atheriniformes; Melanotaeniidae.
UACUAAACAAACAGCGGCAAAAAAAGAAAAAUUAAAUCAACAAAGGAGAGAAGUUAGGGAGGAAGUGGGAGAUCAUUCAUUUGAAGUUUUACCCAGAACCACAUUCAACCAACAGGAUCAGAGUCAGGAUGGUUACACUGGACUUUAACGCACUGACUGCACCGGUGGGAAUUGUGCGCCUACUGGAGGUCAUCUUCACCUGCAUCUCCUUCAGCCUGGUGGCAUCACUAGGCCACGCAACCGACUCCUUGUGGACAUGGUGUAUGUUUACCUGGUGCUUCUGUUUUUGUGUCACUUUCCUAAUACUCAUCUUGGAAUUCCUCAGUGUCAGUGGAAAGCUGCCAAUCUCCUGGGAUGAUUUCACUUCUGCCUUUGGCAUGUUGGCUGCCCUAAUGGUGCUUGCAGCAUCCAUCAUAUACUCCGUCAUCUCUUCCUAUUCUGCCCUUGGCGAACAGAUUGCGGCCUCUGUUAUUUCCUUUCUGGCCUUCAUCCUAUACGCCAUUGAAGUGGGAAUGACUCGGGCCAAACCAGGGGAGAUCAGUGGAUUUCUUUCUACAGUUCCAGGUCUUCUCAAAGUUCUGGAGGCUUUUGUGGCCUGCAUCAUCUUCAUCUGUCUGGGUUCCAACAACUACUCUGGUUUUCCAGGACUUCAGUGGUGUGUUGCCGUCUACUCCAUUUGCUUCAUUUUUGCCCUCCUUGUCAUCAUUUUAACCAUCUGCCGCCUGCUGUCUGCCUUCCCUGCACCUAUUAAACACGUCCUGACUGUCUGCAAUGUGCUGGCAGUACUGAUGUACAUCACAGCUGUGGUCAUCUGGCCAGUGUACAGCUUCAAGAACAAUCCCAAUCCAUGUGUUAACAAUGUUUACUGUCCAUGGAACAUGUUAGUUGUUAUCAUGUUCAUGACCUGUGUUAACCUGGUUGCUUACAUUGUGGAUACAGUUUAUUCUGUUAGGCUGGUGUUUUUCACCAGUUGAACCUAAGCAUGUUCUUUUGAUUGUGGAUUUCAUAUCAGUGCCACGAGCUGCUUCAUGAAUUUGAUUUCUUUGAGAUGCUUUUCAUCUAGAUUGAAUGAUAAAAAUAUUUUAUAUGUGGAAUACCAAUUUAUUCUAUAUUAAUUCAUGGUUAUUUAAACAUAAACCAACAAACUAAUGCAUCUAUGAAAUUAGGGAAAUUGUAAAUAAAUCAACAGAUUUGUGAAAUAAAUCCUCAAACACUGAAACAAAUUUAGAAAUAUUGAGGAGAUAAACCACAAUAAAUCAAAAUAUAUUGUUUAGUUAUUUAACCAUACAGUGUAAUUAUCUUCUAAUUAAACAUUUAUGUCACAAAAUAUUUAUUUCCAUUGAUUUAAGGGGUGAGAGGAUCAACCAACACUGGUGUUGCUUUUAGAUUUAUACUAGCAUAUAGGGGAAAAACACUUUAGUGUCUGUUUCUGUAUUUUAAUGGAACCAAAAGGGGGCCAAAUGAAACAUUUGCUUGGAAAUGAGGAUUUUGGUUAAAAGAUUAACAUGUGCUCUUUGGCUAUAAGAUGAAAAGCUGUGACAUGUACUGAAGGAGAGAUAUUUUUGUGAUUUUAUUAUUGUUUCUGAACAAAACCUGUAAAAGAAGAAAUCAAGUUUCAUGACAUGUAAUCACCAGGGAUAGUUUUUCAUUUCAGUUUCUAUUUUUAAUAAUUUAGUAUAUGAGCAUAGAUAUUGGUAAUGGUAUUGGAACUUGGUGUUGGUAUUAUCAGUAAUGCUAUUUGUAUCAGGAGGUUAUACCAGCCACAAAUUUACUUGGUGCUGAAUCCGUACAGUUUUACACUAUUGUACAGUGAUAAUUCACUUUAGAAAAAAGACAGGGUGAUGUCAUCAGAUCUUAGGCAAUCCACCACAGCCCUAUCAAAAGUGACACCAUAAACGCCUAUACAGUGUGGGUGUGUGUUAUAGCUAAUUAUUAAGUCACACAAGGUCACAGUGCCUCAGACCAGAGUGUGUGUGAUUUGCUGAGAAAAAUAUACUACUUUUCAAGACACUGCAUUUUAGCAAAAGAUAAUUUAUCAAUUAUGGACAAGAAUUUUUUUUCUUAGUGUGUUUCUUCCUCUAUUAAAGUUUAAUAAAAACUAAAAUUAUUGUUAUUAUUUAAAUUUUUUUUCUCAUUAAUAACAAAAGACUUAGCCCUAUCCACACACUACCAACUCUGCCUUCAUCACAUCACAUCCCACAAACACUCACUUCAGUCUUUUUCACACAUACUCCAGACAACGCCCAGAGUAAUUUGUCUGGAAAGUGUCAGCAGUUGCCCUUUCAUGCCUGUACCAGACAACAAAAGUAUAUAUGUGUGGCAUGCAUCCUCAUCACUCCAGAGUGACUCCUGCUUGGAGCACGCAGGAGACACUUGGAGACACAACAUAUGG